This is a messenger RNA of Sphaeroforma arctica JP610, 2036 nucleotides long. RefSeq lists its product as hypothetical. Gene Ontology annotation, biological process: rRNA processing; positive regulation of transcription by RNA polymerase I. The coding region runs from base 166 to 1695 and encodes 509 amino acids. The transcript is spliced from 8 exons. The record is from RefSeq and is a predicted model, not a curated record. Lineage: Eukaryota; Ichthyosporea; Ichthyophonida. Gene Ontology annotation, molecular function: protein binding. Gene Ontology annotation, cellular component: nucleolus.
CGAUAUCACAUAGAUAAGGUUGUAGAAUACUGCCGAUCUAUCGUACGUCCUCCGAUAUCUAGGAAUAUUAAUAUUGCUUGGCACACCUUCAUACGAUUGCGGCUGUAUUGAAGGCCAAGAUCACCGCUUUGUAACCAAUAUAUAAACUACAUAAAUAUAGCGACGAUGUCUGAAUUAACGGAAUAUAAAAAGGUGGCGGUCAAACGCUUUCCUCGUCUUAGUCAAAGAGCAACAGCCGAGACUCGAUAUUGGCGCAAGUUUAAGUUUCCAAUCACAGUCAAGGAAUAUGGUGCCAUCAGCUCGAUAUCUUUCUGCAACGCAAAACCCCAUGACUUUGCCAUAAGUAGUUCAACUAGAGUUCAGGUUUUUGCGGCAAAUACUAACAAGGUAAAGAAAACUGUGUCACGGUUCAAAGAUGUCGCUCACAGCCCACACAUUCGUGACGAUGGUAAACUUAUGGUCGCUGGAGAUGAUAGCGGACUAGUGCAGAUAUUCAGCAUGUCCUCUCGAGAGGUAUUUCGUCAGUUCUCAACACACAUACGACCUGUAAGGUGGACGAGGUUUGCAUCCUUCACGGGAGUAGUCACGGGUUCCGAUGAUAUGACUGUGAGAGGAUUCGAUAUUCCCAGUGGAGAGGAGACGUUCUGCUUAAAAGGUCACUCCGAUUAUGUGAGAUGUGGGGCUGUCAACCCGGCGAGCAACGAUCUAGUGUUGUCAGGCAGCUACGAUCACACAGUCAAACUCUGGGACACGAGGACAUCCGAGUGUUCCAUGACUAUGGACCAUGGUGCACCUGUCGAGGAUGUACUCAUGUUCCCUGGUGGCGGCAUGGUCGUGUCGUGCGGCGGCAACACAAUCAAGGUUUGGGAUAUGUUGAUGGGCGGGCGCAUGGUGCACUCCUUCUCCAAUCACCAGAAGACUGUGACCAGUUUGGGAUUCGAUGGUUCGUCGAAUCGAUUAUUGUCGGGCUCUCUUGAUCAUCAUGUCAAGAUAUACGAUGUCAAAAACUACAAAGUGGUACACAGCAUCAAGUACUCCGCCCCCGUCAUGUCCCUUGCAAUGUCGCCUGAGGACACGCAUCUUGUUGUUGGUAUGGCCGAUGGAACCUUAUCGAUCCGCCACAAACCAAACAAGUCUAUCACCAACAAGGGCCUUGCUGGCGAUAAGGCGAAAAAAGCGCCGCGUGGAGGUACACAACAAUACUUUAAGCGUGGACAAGAUACGAAAGCCUCAGAGGACGACUUCCGAGUCGAAGUGCGCAGAAAGAAGGGAUUGGCAGAGUACGAUGUCUUCAUGAAGAAGUUUCAAUACGGCCUCGCUCUCGAUGCCGCACUUGUUCACGGGCGACCGGUAAUCAUCGUAUCACUCAUUGAAGAACUUGCACACAGAGAUGGUCUGAAGAUUGCGAUCAGUGGUAGAGACGAAGCGGCGCUAACGCCUUUGCUCGUGUUUCUGUUGAAGCACGUGAAUAAUCCGAGAUACUCGUCCUUGCUUAUAGAGGUGACCAAUAUGGUGUUAGACGUGUAUGCGCGGGUUCUGGGAAAAUCCCAAGCUAUCGACGAAUUAGUACUCAAACUAAGAAACAAAGUGCAUCAGGAGUUGGAGUUCCAAAAAAGGCUUAUGGAGCUUUCGGGUGCCUUCGAAUUGAUCCUGGCAGGCGGUGAUGCAGAAUCACGCGCUGCGAAAGCAGUAUAAACGUCGAUUCUCAAGGAGAGGGGAAUAUGAAGAUAAUUUAGGAAUUGCAGAAAAUUAAAAUGUAGAGACUGGUCUUUUCGUAUUAUAUGUCAAGUGAUAUUUGCGGUGAAUCGCCGUUGCCAGGUGAUUGAUUGGCCGCGCUUCAACUAGAGACUUGAAUCGGGGAAAGAUAUUGUAAUAUCUGUUGCAAGGUUAUCCCGCAUACAGUCGUUAUUGGGACAGUGACAAUAUUAAUAAAUAUUGUACAGCAAGGCGACAUUUAGGCCAGAAUACACUCUUCUUGUAAUAAUAAUAAACAGAUGAAACCCCUAGUGAUACAAAAAUAGACAAGCUAAUGAAAG